Colletotrichum chrysophilum is the source of this 828-nucleotide messenger RNA. RefSeq lists its product as uncharacterized. The record is from RefSeq and is a predicted model, not a curated record. The coding region runs from base 1 to 828 and encodes 275 amino acids. Gene Ontology annotation, molecular function: triacylglycerol lipase activity. Lineage: Eukaryota; Fungi; Ascomycota; Sordariomycetes; Glomerellales; Glomerellaceae. The transcript has a single exon. Gene Ontology annotation, biological process: glycerolipid catabolic process.
AUGGCAUUUAGCCCGACAAAAGCAAUCGUCAACAACGAAGGCUGUGACCUCCACUACUGGUACCAAGGCCAAGGCCCCCUCAUAGUCUUCGUCCCCGGCGGCAACGGCCACGGUCGGCAAUACAACCCCCUCAUCACCGCCCUCUCGAGCGCGUACACCUGCGCCACCUUCGACCGGCGCCAAAUGUCCGCCAGCCGCGUCGCGGCCCCCAAGAAGCUCAGCCCGCCCCAGCAGGCCCGCGACAUCCGCGCCGUCAUCCGCGCCCUCGGCUUCGACAAGGCCAUCGUCUUCGGCAGCAGCUCCGGCGGCCUCUUCUCGCUGCAGUUCGCGCACGACUUCCCCGAGAUGGUCGACCACAUCGUCGCGCACGAGUCGCCCGCGACCAACCUGCUGCCCGACGCCGCGGCCAUCUACGACAACAUGUACCACCUAAGGGAGGUAUACGAGGCGCAGGGGAUGGAGGCCGCGGCGGCGGAGUUCGAGCCGCAGUUGCUGGGGUACGACGACGAGGGCGUGCCCAGGCCGAUGGAGCCGGAGCCGUGGAACGCGCAGAAUUUCUGGGCGAAUGAGUUUGGGCCGUUGAUGGGGUACACGCCGAACUUCAAUCGCAUUAGGGAGAACGGAACGAGUGUUGGGCUGAUGAGGGGCGUGAGGAGCCGUGAUGCGUGGUACGCGAGGUCGGUGGAUGAGCAAGCUAAGAUUCUGGAGUGUCCGCGCUUCGAUGUCCCUGGUGCCCAUGAGGGCUUCCAGGUCGAGUGUGAAGAGUUCUUGCCGCACUUCCACAAGAUGUUGGAGACUCUGGAGAAGAGACAGAAAGAGCGGUCGUAG